AUGCCCGGUAUUUUGCCUAUGAAAGUGAUCAAGGUCGGAGGUACAGGCGCUCAGAGUCGAAUCGCCCAAGCCUGUGACCGAUGCCGCAGCAAGAAAAUACGAUGUGAUGGAGUUCGACCAUGUUGUUCACAAUGCGCCAACGUUGGAUUCGAAUGCAAAACAAGCGAUAAGUUGAGCCGUCGUGCUUUUCCUCGAGGAUAUACCGAAUCGCUAGAGGAGCGAGUGCGAGCUUUGGAAUCGGAAGUGAGAGAAUUGAAAGAUUUGCUGGACGAAAAAGACGAGAAGAUCGACGUUUUGUCUCGGAUACACUCUUUUUCGCUCUCACAACGCACCGCCUUACCCCGGUCUCCGCCCACAUCCGCCGCUCCUACCAUUAACAAACCUAUAAAUGAUGAGUCGGAGGGCAUGAUUCAUAUAGUCCGUCCAGCGAGUCAAAUUGCGCCUUCACAGAAUUCCAACCCUUAUACCGCUUUCUCCAGCACUCAAGGCUUUGCUGGAGUUCUCACCGAUACCUUGGUCAACCAGAGCAAGUCAGCGUCGAAAAUACCCACCAAUACAUUGACAAAAUUAUCGGCCCCCGUGUCGCGUGGGAUGCUUAACCAGCCUAUCAAGACACCGCCUCGUCUGGUUUCAGACCAACUUAUCAAUAUUUUCUUCCAAGAAUGGGCACCAUUGUACCCUGUUGUACAUCGUCCGAGUAUCUUGAGAGCUUAUGAUUUAUAUAUUAAUAGUGUGGACUCACUGAAGAGCAACGUUCAUAUGAUGGCUCAGUUGAAUCUAAUUUUCGGCAUUGCAGCUCUCUCGUCAAAUUCGAGGACUAACCAAGAUCCAACAUUCUUUGAGGAGAACUGGACAGGGGCUCUGGAUUCAUUCUCCUGCGAAACAUCAAUGAGGAGCUUGCAAUGCUUCGUUCUCGCUCAGAUUUACUGCAUGACUAAAGGUGACUAUCGUAGUCUGCUACGAUACCGUGCCCUUGCCGUGGAUGUUUGUCAUCAGCUGGGGCUCCACCAGACUCAGGAAAGUUAUGCGUCUAAUCCAUUGGAGGGCGAGACGCGCAAGAAGGUCUUUUGGUGUCAGUAUGUGUUGGACCGGUUCUCAUCCGCCCUGACUGGGAUGCCUGUUUUGCUGCGAGAGUCCGACGUUGAGACCGAAUAUCCUGUUGAUGUCGAUGAUGAGAACGUCACGGAGACUGGCUUCUUGCCCACGCUUCCUGGCGAGUCUACUCGCCUUUCGAGCGCCCUGGCGCUUUUCCGCGUUUCUCGUAUUCUGAAUAAGACUUUGGAAGAUUUGUAUUCUUCUAAGGCUACAUACGAGGUCUAUGUGUCCAAGGUGCGCAUUGUGACGGAGCAACUGGACGAAUGGCUUCAGUCGAUGCCUUCCCAUCUUCGCCUUGAGUUUUCUCAGGAUAAGCCUAGUACAAACGUCACAAGCAGCCGAUCACCCCUUCUUUCCCUUGUAUACUAUUUCAUCCGAUCUCUUAUUCAUCGUCCUGCGGUCUGCUUUGCGAACGAGAACAUGCGCUCUCCAUCAGUCAUGGCAUUGGCCGAUUCUUCAAAGCACAUAAUUCAAAUCCUCCAGCUGCUUGACGAGCGGAGACUUUGCCUCUCAUUCAGUCUCAACCGUCAGGAACUACUAUUUUUCUCAGGCCUUGGGCUGCUCUGGCAGGCCAUGGGUUUGAAACAGGAUAGCAAGUUAGCCAAGGAGAGCCAAAAACUCCUUUCCACAGUUACAUCUCAAUUGGAAUUAGAGUCGAUCGCGGCUGCUAAUGAAUUUGGUCACCUCUUCGGCACUUUGCUUCCAUUCGACAACGGACUCCAGGGAACUAUCCAGGCACGCAAACAGCCCAACGAAAUGGUGGCACCAACCCAUAAGCCUUCCAAAUCCCCGAAGAGUCAACUGCAAUCUCUCAAGUCUCGCCUCGCGUCUAGCAUUGGCCGAGAUCAAGCGUCAAAGCAAGCAUCACCCUCUCGCCGGAAUACCGUCUCUGGAGCUACUCCUCCGAUCGCUGCUCAAACUCUCCGUUCCCCCAGUUGGACAAGCCUUCCACCUGGACAGGCCGAUCAUAUCUCAAACUCUCAAUACCACACGGCCAGACACUCUUUGGAUCUAUCCUCCAACCCUCAGAUGAUUCAUUCAUCUAUGGGUUAUGACGAUCCUCGAAAUCUGUCCUCUUCGACUCCAUCCGACCCAGCCCAUGGCGCUAUUACAAUGGCUGACUGGGAAUACGUUCUCAGUGACAUGGAUAGAGGAUUCUCCAACAUCUUUACCGGCAUCUACGGUGGCAAGGAAUGUGGCGAAGACCAUGGGCCAUUUGCUUCAAUUACUGCUGAAUAUAGCAAAGCCAAUGACGGAAUGCUUGAUAUUCCGCCUCCAUCUGAUAUGCACGAACUUUCUCCGGAAUCGUGGUCUGCCAGCAGUGGUGACUAUGCUCGUCCACAGGAACACACGGCUCAGAGUGUUUUGAGUUACUCCGGAGAAAGUAUGGAAAGUCCCGAAGAAAAUCCCCAGGCCCUCGUGGAUGUCUCGCUGAAUCCGGAAGACAUGGGAGUCUUCGAUCCGUUCCAGAAUUAUUCAAUGCCUGUCAAGGAAGACAUGGAUGAAUAUGCUUUGGUGCAAGGUUGGGACCGACGGCUGGCCGUCUGA
Penicillium malachiteum is the source of this 2643-nucleotide messenger RNA. It is a transcript of the gene facB, whose product is annotated as C6 transcription factor FacB/Cat8. Gene Ontology annotation, molecular function: DNA binding; DNA-binding transcription factor activity, RNA polymerase II-specific; zinc ion binding. The record is from RefSeq and is a predicted model, not a curated record. Lineage: Eukaryota; Fungi; Ascomycota; Eurotiomycetes; Eurotiales; Aspergillaceae. The transcript is spliced from 4 exons. Bases 1 to 2643 code for a protein of 880 amino acids. Gene Ontology annotation, biological process: DNA-templated transcription; regulation of DNA-templated transcription.